AUGCCGUCGAAAGUGAACGUCUGCUAUUUGGUCGGUGGAGCUGAUGUGCGAGAUGUUUAUUGCGCCGGCCUUGAUAUGUUCACUGAUGAAAUAGUAGUCAAUUUCAAUCUGUGGAUCCUUCAUGAUUGGACCGACGAACAGUGCAUGAAAUUGUUGAGGAAUUGUUGGAAAGCAUUGCCCGAAAAGGGGAAAAUGAUUGUGGUUGAGUGCAUUCUUCCAGUGGUGCCCAAUGAAGCUAUAGCAACAAAAGGUGGCUUCCAGAUUGAUCUUGCCAUGUUUGUUGUCACCCCUCGAGGAAAAGAGAGGAUGGAGAAUGAGUUUAAAUCAUUGGCAAAGGAGGCUGGCUUCUCUAAUUUCAAAUCCAUCUACAUAUUUGCAGGCAGUUGGGUUAUGGAAUUCAUCAAGUAG
This is a messenger RNA of Dendrobium catenatum, 408 nucleotides long. Its product is annotated as caffeic acid 3-O-methyltransferase-like. The transcript has 2 exons. Bases 1 to 408 code for a protein of 135 amino acids. Gene Ontology annotation, molecular function: O-methyltransferase activity; S-adenosylmethionine-dependent methyltransferase activity. Gene Ontology annotation, biological process: methylation. The record is from RefSeq and is a predicted model, not a curated record. Lineage: Eukaryota; Viridiplantae; Streptophyta; Magnoliopsida; Asparagales; Orchidaceae.